CGACAGCCGAACUUUAUAUAUUCAUAUACCAUCCUCUCUUCGCCCAACGCCUGUAAAGACUGUCCAAACCAAACCCAACCUCUAAAUCUCCAGCUAACAAAUCCACCACAAAUGCCACCCCCCAUUCCAAUCGUGGACUCCCACAUCCACCUCUUCCCCGAAUCCCACCUCCCCACAUUAACCUGGUAUACACCCUCCAACCCCGGCCCCUUGGGCUCCCAGCACUCAGUCGACCAGUACCGACAAGCAACAAGGGAAGCGGGAGCUACUGCUUCCACACUGCGCGGCUUUAUAUUCCUCGAGACAGACCGCCUCUCGUCCGUUGAAGAGCCGUCGGAAUCGGGUGCUGGUGGCGCACAUGGAUGGACCCACGCCCUAGAUGAAGUCUCCCUUCUAGCCCGGAUUGCCGCUGGAAAGCCUGUUCCCGGGGAAGGGCAUAGUGCUGAGGAUCGCGGGCUUUGUCUGGGGAUUGUCCCGUGGGCGCCUGUGCCUGGUGGACCGGGUGCGCUGGAGAAAUAUAUGGCGCUGGUAAGAGAGAGGGCCGGUGCUGAGUCGGCUGAGGUAUGGGGCAAGAUCCGUGGGGUGCGGUAUUUAGUGCAGGAUAAGCCUGCGGGGGUUAUGCUGCAACCGGACUUUAUUGAAGGGUUGAAGUGGUUGGGACGGCAGGGUCUCACGUUUGAUCUUGGGGUGGAUGCGAGGCAAGGUGGGAUUUGGCAACUGGAGGAAGCAGUUGAGAUGAUGAGGAGGGUCUAUAAGGGAGUCGAGGAGAAGGAUAGAGUUACCAUCGUGAUCAACCACAUGUGUAAACCGAACCUCCGUCUCGAGUCUACUACUCCUGUCACCACGCACCCUGACUUUCUGCAAUGGAAGGCCCAGGUCACAGCCAUGGCGCAGCAUCCAACUGCAUAUAUGAAGCUGUCUGGUGCAUUCUCUGAACUACCGUCUCUUUCCCCAGAUUUCGAUCCGGACAUUGCGUCUCUCGUCGAGAAGCUCCAGCCGUGGACGGAUGUCGUUUUCGAUGCAUUUGGCCCUGAGAGAGUAAUGUUUGGCUCUGACUGGCCAGUCUGCAAUGUGGGAGGUGGCGGAAAUAAAGUCACCUGGGGCCGCUGGAGUCGGGUUGUUCAAGGUGUUUUGGAUCAGAGAGGACUAGACGAAGACCAAAGACGAGGGUUUUGGGGGGGUGUCGCCGUGAAGGCUUAUGGGGUGACGAUAUGA
Molecule: messenger RNA, 1215 nt
Organism: Aspergillus versicolor CBS 583.65
Lineage: Eukaryota; Fungi; Ascomycota; Eurotiomycetes; Eurotiales; Aspergillaceae
Exons: 2
Coding region: 112-1215 (367 amino acids)
Molecular function (GO): hydrolase activity
Source: RefSeq, a predicted model, not a curated record